CCCGAUCUGCCGUGAGAAUCCAUGGGAGAGAGUAAAGAGGCUGGUCAUGGCGCUGUAGUGAAGUUCGGCAGGGGAAAUUCGGCAGGACCAGAAAAUUCACAAAUUUUGAAUAUUGUGUAUAGUGUUUUUGGUUAUAAGUGAUUUUACGUUGUUGGAAGAAACCUUGGGCUACUUAUUUUUUGAAGUGAGUUGAUUCGCAAGAGAGCGACGAUUGUUUUUUAUCAGAACGGGAAGCCAGCCUACUUGCGUGAGCAAUAGAUACAAAGUUAACGUUCGUUACACCUAGCCCACUGGAUAUACUAGUGUGAUACUCAGGUGUGGGACGAGUCCAGUUGCUACGAUGGACCACUGGAAUUAAGGAAUUUGGGACUCCUGAUUUUUGGGAAUAUUUUAGCUGUCUGGCAGCGUUUUGGAUUAACAAGUAGCGUAAAUUCUCCUUUCCGUGUGUUGCGAAAACGGAUAGUCGGCAGUCAUGCCAGCGAAAACAAAGUACAAUCUUGUGGACGAUGGCCAUGAUUUGAGAAUUCCAUUGCAUAACGAGGAAGCAUUCCAACAUGGGAUCAACUUCGAAGCCAAGUACAUCGGCAGUCUGGACGUGGCGCGGCCGAACAGCAGAGUGGAGAUCGUAGCUGCUAUGAGAAGAAUACGGUAUGAAUUCAAAGUGAAGAACAUCAAGAAGAAGAAGGUCAACAUCAUUGUCUCAGUGGAUGGAGUGAAGGUGGCACUCAGAAAAAAGUUAAAAAAGAAGGAGUGGACGUGGGAUGAGAGUAAGAUGAUGGUGAUGCAGGAUCCCAUUUACAGGAUCUUCUAUGUGUCUCAUGACUCCCAGGACCUGAAGAUCUUCAGCUACAUCGCCAGAGACGGACAGAGUAACAUCUUCCGUUGUAACGUCUUCAAGUCCAAGAAGAAGUCCCAGGCCAUGCGUAUCGUGCGGACGGUGGGCCAGGCAUUCGAGGUGUGUCAUAAACUCAGCUUGCAACACACACACCAGAACGCAGAUGGACAGGAGGACGCAAACAAUGACAAGACCUGCAAUGAGGAGUCCACGCUCUCAGCCCGGGAGUUAACGGGAGCGGAGAAGUCGGCGGUUGCUGUGGAGACAGACAUCGAUGCGGAGGAGGCUCCCUUACCAUUACCGGACAGUACGGUGGAGGAGUUUAACCGCGGCGUCACUGACCUGGACGGAGUGGAUGCUACCGCCAAGACUGACCACACACACCUCAACAAUAUUGACAACGACAAGAAGGUUCCAGAGGAGGCCUCUCUGCUGCUUGCGUCCCCCAGGAUGCUGCUGCCGUCAUCGGGUACUCUGCCUCCCACCACCCCCCUGUCAGUCCACCACCAGAUCCAACUGCUACAGCAACAACUACAGCAACAACAGCAACAGACACAUGUAGCCGUGGCACAGGUGCACCUGUUGAAGGACCAACUGAGUGCGGAGGCUACAGCCAGACUGGAGGCCCAGGCCAGAGUGCACCAGCUGCUGCUCCAGAACAAGGACCUGCUGCAGCACAUCUCCCUACUGGUCAAACAGAUCCAGGAGCUGGAGGUCAAAAUGUCAGGACCCUGCUCCAUGGGUUCCCAGGAUAGUCUGUUGGAGAUCACUUUCCGUUCCACCGUUCCCCCAGUUUUGUGUGACCCUACGACCCCGCGACCCCAGGACCAUGUCAACCUCACCCUGCCAGCGCUGGGCAUCAACAUGAGCAUGGGCCAGGACGGGACGGCCUUCCCCCUCUCCUCCUCCUCCCUGCCCCUAGGCAACCACCUAGUUGACCAGAGUAUGUUUGAGAACUCCAACGCCUCCAGAGCUCCAGGCCAGGGGCUCCAGGCCUCCAGGUUGACCCAUGCCUCGGCCCGUCGCUCCCUGGUCACUGCUAACCCUGCUCUGGGUAGCAGCCCUGCCGAGGCCCCCUCCUCCACCACUGUCGCUGGAGGUCAGCAGAGGCUGAAGAACGCCCUGAACCUGGGAAAGGUGGUGGGGGCAAAGGUCAAUGACCUGCUGCGGAGGAAGGAGCCCAGUCUUCUAGGAGACAUCGGGGUCACAGAAGUCAACAAGAACGUAGGAGCAGUCUGGAGCAAUAUGGAGGAGAUGACCCUGGGAACUACUGCCAAUAGUCAUACCUCUCUGGACUCCUUCCCUCGUCUGGACCCCCCUCCCCCCGGUAAGAAGCGUCUUCCUCGUGCCCUGAAGACCACCCAGGACAUGAUGAUCUCAUCUGACCCUGUCGUCACCACUCCCCCUGAGACCCCCGAUCACUCCCUCCUCUCCUCCCCUGACAAGACCCCCCUCAUUAGCAAGGAGCAUACCCCACUCCAGGGAAAGAGGGAUGGAGAGAAUGAUGGAGGGAGAGACGGAUUCACUGGACUGACUGGCCCUCUGGACAGCGAGAGGAAAGAGGAGGAUGAGGUGGUGGAGAUGGAGAGAAAUGGAAGUAKUAAGAUGGAUGGAGUGGAAGGGGAUGAGACGGAAGAGAGGAGAGAGCCAGAGAAGACCCAGAUUCAGCUCCAGCUCUCUGUCCCAGACCUCAUCCAUAAGGACCACCCGGACCCCCACAGGUCGAAGACGUCUGAGCCCAGGCAGAAGGCACCGGGAGUGGACACGAGGCUGGCCUCCACCCCUCUGAAGGCUCCAUACAGGAUCAGUCUGAGUGUGAGUGAGGAUGGGCUGAUGGAGAAUGGCUCCCUCUGUAUGAGAGGAUCAGCAGUUACAGACACAGAGGAGCUUGAACAACACCCCGACCUGCUUUCCUUUGAGUAGAGACACACAUAAACACAUACACCACAUACAUACAUACAUACAUACACACAUACAUGGAUACAUACACACAGACAGUGA
Molecule: messenger RNA, 2836 nt
Organism: Salvelinus sp. IW2-2015
Lineage: Eukaryota; Metazoa; Chordata; Actinopteri; Salmoniformes; Salmonidae
Product: carboxyl-terminal PDZ ligand of neuronal nitric oxide synthase protein
Molecular function (GO): nitric-oxide synthase binding
Source: RefSeq, a predicted model, not a curated record